AUCUAUUUGACUAUAACUCGACUUGAUAUAUCUUAUGCUGUUCAUAUUUUAAGUCAAUUUAUGCAAGAACCCAAACAGCCUCACAUGGAUGCUGCCAUGAGAGUCUUACGUUACUUGAAAUCUUCCCCAGGCCAAGGCAUUUUCUUAUCGUCAACAAGCUCACUUCACCUCUCUACCUUUUGUGACUCUGAUUGGGCUAGUUGCCCAAUGACAAGGAAAUCCACUACAAGCUACAUCACCAUGCUCGGCAACUCCCCAAUCUCUUGGAAAACUAAGAAACAAACUACUGUAUCAAGAUCCUUUGCUGAAGCUGAGUAUAGAGCAAUGGCAUCCACUGUUAGUGAACUACUAUGGCUAAAGGCACUAUUCCGAACCUUAGGAGUUCAUCCUCCUCAGCCGAUUAGACUUAUUGUGACAACCAAGCUGCUUUACACAUUGCCACCAAUCCAGUCUUUCAUGAACGAACAAAGCACAUCGAACUUGACUGCCACUUUAUUCGUAAUUGGAUACAAGCUGGUGUUAUCUCACCUUCACAUGUCCGGUCUCGGUUCCAAAUUGCUGACAUCUUCACCAAAGCAUUGGGAAAAGAGCAAUUCCAGUUCCUUCUACGCAAGUUGGGCAUCUACAACUUACAUGCUCCAACUUACGGGGGGCUAUUAGCUACAUAUACAGCACAGCCAUCGCAGCAUAUCAAGGUCAUCCCUUGAUUCUAGGAAGGAAUUACAAAAAGCAAUUAAUUAGCAAUUACUUGUUUAUUCUAGCCGUUGCAUUAUACUGUUAGAAUGUUAUAUAUAUGUAUUGUACAAAUUCAGCAAAUCAAUAUAGGAAAAGGGCAAUA
This is a messenger RNA of Rubroshorea leprosula, 838 nucleotides long. NCBI's taxonomy places the organism in Eukaryota, Viridiplantae, Streptophyta, Magnoliopsida, Malvales, Dipterocarpaceae. The record is from the annotation of a GenBank genome assembly.